AUGGUCCAUGUUGGAGCGACUGGAGCGAGUGUAGCGGUGGCUGUGACUCGACCGGACAUCGAACCCGCCACCCAAUCAGAGAGUGGUUGGGGCUCUUGGGGUGCCUGGAGUGAGUGUGAGGGCGGUGAGAGGGUGAGGCGGCGCAGCUGUGAGUCGGGGGCCUGCGUGGGGGCCCAGCUACAGGCGGCCAGGUGUGGAGACGAUGAUAUGGAUAACGGUUGUCUAUUAUGUCUGGGUGUGGUGGUGGCGUGUUACCGUCGUCCUUGGAAAAGAUCUACAGUCCGCGUGCCUUCCAGCCCGCAUUACAUCACCGCUAAACAAAACAGCUAUGUCACAGUACCGCUUAAGCCGCGUAAAGCAAAACGCCAGCCAUCAUUCUCAGGCAUGGGCACCAGUAGUGGCAUCCUCGUUAAAAGCAACAACCUAUCUAAUGCCAACCACAACAACACUAUGGCAACCCCCAAACUAUAUCCCAAGGCCAUCGCCAAUGAGUACGACUCAAUGGGAACACUACGAAGACAUUCCAACCAACCGAACAAUAAAACUAAUAUUGAUAUCGAAGAGGAAAAGUUCUAUUGA
Messenger RNA from Danaus chrysippus (African queen), 579 nucleotides. The record is from the annotation of a GenBank genome assembly. NCBI's taxonomy places the organism in Eukaryota, Metazoa, Arthropoda, Insecta, Lepidoptera, Nymphalidae.